Molecule: messenger RNA, 1077 nt
Organism: Ichthyophthirius multifiliis
Lineage: Eukaryota; Ciliophora; Oligohymenophorea; Hymenostomatida
Product: tetratricopeptide repeat protein
Exons: 3
Molecular function (GO): protein binding
Source: RefSeq, a predicted model, not a curated record
AUGGCAAUUAAAUUAUACAAAAAGUCUAAUUAACUUAAUUAUACAAUUUAAGUAGAAGAGAAAUUAAAAAAAUUAUUAUUUUAAAAAGGAUUUCUAUAAAUAUAGUAAGGAGAAUAUAUAGAUAUUUUAGACGGAACUGCUUAUGAAUCUUUUUAGAAGACAUUAUGCUACAAUUUACAUACGAUUCCUGAAUAAAAUGAUUAAGAUAUUUAAAAGUUUUCUAUUUUUUUACAUGCUUAUUGUUAUUUAUUAACUUAUCAUAAAAAUUAUGCUUUAGAAGAGCUUGAAAAGCUUUUAAAAUUAGAUGAUAAUAAUGUAAAUGCGAAUUUACUUAAAGGGAAAAUUCUUUGGAGUUUAAACAAAUUACCUGAAGGCAAUGCAUGUUUUUGGAAAGUUGAAAAUUUGUUUCCAAAUAAUACUUAGUUUUUAUUAAUUAAAGCAUUUAUUUUUAGAAAAUAAUAAGAAUAUGAAAAUUCUCUUAACAAUUUGCUUUUAGCUUUUCAUACUAUUAGAGAUAAAUCUCUAGAACUUGAAGUUAAAAAUUAAAUUGCACUUACAUAUAAUGAAAUGGGAAUGAUUUGCUUUUAAAGAUAAUAAUAUGAUGAGGCUAUUGCUUUAUUUAACGAAUCUUUAUAAUUUAAAGCUAAUGAUUGGGGCGUAUAUUGUAACAGAGGAGAUUGUUAUAGAAUGAAUAAUAAAAUUGAUGAAGCUUUAAAAGAUUAUUUAAAAGCUUAGAAAAUAGAUGAAAAUAGAGAAGAAAUUAACACUAGAAUAUCAAUGAUUAGGAAUAGUAGAGGAAUUAUAUUAUUUAAUCAAAAAAAAUAUGAAAAAGCUAUAAAAGAAUUUAAUGAAGCAAUCAAAUUUAACAUCAAUAUUAGUUAAUAUUAUUAAAAUAGAGGAAAAUGCCUCCUUGAAUUAGGAAAUUUAUAAGAAGCUAUAUAAGAUUAUAUAAAAUGCUUUUAAUUAGAUCCUACCAAUACAGAAAUAGGAAUAAUUGUUAAUAAAUUGUAAUAAGAAUCCUUGUUUAAAAAAAAAGAUAAAUUAAUAAAGAUUAAUAAUACAAAUGAUUAUUUAUGA